AUUCACAGAAAACAUUGCAAUAUAGCACCUAGGGAGAUGGUGGAGUUGCCGUCCCUAGAGGUGUUGAAGACUGGAUGUGACACACAGAGCAAGUGAUUAAACACUGAAAUGAACACAGGGAGGUGCUGAGUCAUUGUUCCUGGAGGUGCUUAAGGGAUGUGGCACUUAGUGCACUCCACGGUCUAGCUGGCAUGGUGGUCUCGGAUCACAGGCUGGACUCGAUGAUCUCCAGAGGUCUUUCCCAACCUGAGUGAUUUUGUGAUUCUUCAGAUACGGUCACAGCACCACCGGCCUGUGGAGUCCAAGCUGCAUUUCCACUAGGGAGGAAACUGUCUCAUCCGAGCGAUUACGCCCGGGAGCACCAAAGGCGCUUUUUUACCACAUGAGUGCAUUAAUUUACGCUCUGCCUUAGCGAUUCUUCCCCGCCAGGAAGAACGAGAAACCGCCAUGGCGCCAGGACAAAUGCAGUCGAAAACCUACCACCGCUCGCCUCCCGGACGGGGAAAAAGAGGCCCGUGGGCAGAAGCGGAUGGAGGCGGGCGGAUGGAGGCGGGCCGAGGCGCGGGGCGGUGCCGGUGCCGGUGCUGGGGCUGGCGCGGGCAGGCGGCCGCGAUUCUGUCCGGACCUGCAGCAAAACAACGCCACAAAAAGGAACACCUUCAGAACAAAGAUGAAUAUCGGGAAAGCUUACAGUGCUGCUAACAUCAGCAAUGGAACAGAUCUAGCUAUUGGUUUUACCUCUUCCACAGUAGCUGUCCUUCUAUUUGGGACAAACUUUGUACCUGUCAAGAAAUUUGAUACUGGUGAUGGCAUGUUCUUUCAGUGGAUUCUCUGUGCCUCCAUAUGGAUAGUUUCUUUGGUGGUCAAUUUGAUCCAGAAUUGCCCCCGGUUUUGGCCCCUGGCUAUGGUUGGAGGUUUUGUGUGGGCUACAGGCAAUGUUACAGUUGUCCCUAUUGUUAAAACUAUUGGCUUAGCUCUUGGUCUUUUGAUAUGGGCUUCUUUUAAUUUGCUGACAGGCUGGGCAAGUUCAAGGUUUGGUUGGUUUGGAAUUGACCCGGAAGAAGUAUCAAGACCAAUCUUAAAUUAUAUUGGAGCUGGACUUUCACUUAUAAGUGCUGUCAUAUUUCUUUUUAUAAAAACUGAAGUCCAGAGUUCUUCAACUUCAUUAGAAAGCACACCUUUACUGAGAGAAAGUUCUAUAAAUGCUUCUGAAGAGACCACUGAGGACUCAUGGGUGAACAAACUUUCUCCAGCAAAAAGGAGACUCAUAGGCUGUAGCCUGGCUGUAGUGGCUGGAAUACUCUAUGGUUCCAGUUUUGUACCAGUACUUUACAUCAAGGACCACGGAAGAAGAAAUGAAACUGUAUACACAGGAGCAAGUCAGUUUGAUUUAGAUUAUGUUUUUGCACACUUCAGUGGAAUAUUUCUUACAAGUACCAUCUACUUUUUGAUCUAUUGUGCAGUCAGGAAGAAUAAACCUUAUGUUUAUCCCCAAGCCAUAUUGCCAGGGUUUGUUUCUGGUGUGCUUUGGGCAAUAGCCAAUUGCUGCUGGUUCCUGGCCAAUCACUAUCUCAGUGCUGUCGUCAGCUUUCCAAUAAUUACUGCAGGUCCUGGCCUUGUUGCUGCAAUGUGGGGAGUCCUUGUAUUUAAGGAAAUCAAGGGACUGAAAAACUACAUGUUACUGUCAGUAUCGUUUUGCAUCAUUUUGGCUGGAUCACUUUCCACAGCUUUUUCUAAAGUUUGAAAGGACCUUCUGGACCAGUAGAUGGUGCUAGUGUUUAACAGAAGUAGAAAGACCAUGUUGGUAGAUCACAAUACAUAUAUAAUUUUCAAAAUGUAUGUCCAACAUUUACACUAACUUACUUCAGCCAAGUGGAAAAUGAAAACAUUUGGCAUGAAAGAAAAUCCGGAAAUACUUGUUUCUGUUUUUCUUGGAAUAAUAAGAAAAUCAAAGGACUUUAUUAAUCAAAGCUAAAUGAUUUUAUUGUUAUUAAUUAUUUGUUUUUUUCAUUCAGGUGCUAAACUUUAUGUCAGCAUAAAUUGCAGUUUACUGUUGUGAUGGUGGAUAGUGAUUUUAAUUUUAGUCUAAAUUACUGUAUAUGUUUGCAAGCUGAUUUGUUUUAUUAAAACAUUUUUCUUACUGACUUAAAAAUGCAUCUUGAAAUAUUCCUUAUGGAACUGAUACACAUGAAGAUAAUAAAGCUUUUCUUUUAUUUAGAAGCAUUAUUCUUUAAAUUCAUUAGUUUACAUGAAAAUGUUAUCUUCCAGUCACUUCAAAUUUGUGAAGGAAAUUGACUAAAAUGGGUGCUGCAAAAUAAAUUACUUUUGUUCCACAUUUUCUAUAACCACCACUAACAGGGACAACUGUUUAUUUUCUUACUUGUGGCAGCUAACCUUUAUGUAUGCAGAGCAUACAUAACCUUUAUGUAUGCAGAGCACGUUAUCUGAAUCUCCCCUUGGCCUUUUCUUCAGUACAUUGGACAACCCCACCUCCUUCAGCCUUUUCUUGCUUGUAACUUGCUUGCAAUUUCUCUGUGUCUUUCCUGAUAAUAGAGUGGCUUGGCUGGAAGGGACUUCAAAAUCAUCUAGGUCCAACCCCUCUGCCAAGGACAGGGAUGCAGUUCACUAGACCAAGUUGCUGAGGGCCCCAUCCAACCAGACCUUGAACACUUCCAGAGAUGAGGCAUCAGCAGCUCCUCUGGACAGCCUAUUCAAGUCUUUCACCACCAUUUGAGUAAAGAAUUUAAUGCUAAAAUCUGAUCUAAACCUAAAUCUAAUCUCUCAGUGUAAAGCCAUUGCCCCUCAUCUUGUCACUGUCUGCCUGUAGAAAAAGUCCCUCUCCCUCCUUUUUAUACACCACCUUAAGCUUCUGGAAGGCUGCAUUGAGGUUUCCCUGAAGCUUUCUCCAUGCUGGUCUCUCACUAAGUGGACUGGGUCUGUGUAGAAUACCAAAACAUAGCAGUCAGGCUACAGUCUCGUAGCCAAAAACUAAGAGCAGCAGUAAGACUAUGGGUGUUUUUCCACAUCCCAUUUGCAAGUUCAUUACAAGUAGUUACACAUCACAACUUUUUGCUAUCAUGGCUUGAUACUAUUACCAUGUUUAAAUUGCAAGCAUAAUUUCUCCUUUCAACCUUCCACUUUUCUUUGUCUGCUCUGCAUCAGAUUUGAUUUUAGAACUGUUGCUCAACCUGCUUUUUCCCGUCUUGUGUUGUUUAUUUUUACCUAGGUGUCAGAACUUGGUGUCUGACGGUUUUUUUCCCCUCUGAGGCAUUUCUCUAAUUUGUGUCUCUGUGUUAAACUCUGUGUCCUCCAACAAGGUGGCAGCAUUUUUCAGCCAGAUGUCAUCUGCAAAUUUAAUAAAUGUACUCUCUAAUUGCUAUAAAUAAUUAAUGAAAAUGCUGCAUAAUACUGGCCCUUACUUACAUUCUGGUAUCUAAUACUUCUUUUUAUUUUUCAGGGAACAGUUGAUUAACCUUUGAGUACAAUUUUCCUGUGUCUUGCAGUGCUAUUGUUUGGACUGCAUUCUUGGAGCUUUUGCAUAACAUCAGGUAGAAAAGUCAAGGUACAUGAUGUUUUCUACCCUAAUACCUGAUAUUGAACUGAAAACUGGUGGUUUUUUCUGUCCAGUACUCAGAUCAGGCACAAUUUCUCCUUGACAGACACUUGACUGUUACUUACCUUGCCAUUAUUCUAUUGACUCAGACAAGGAAAAGUAAUAUAUUCACUGUGUUUUUGAAAUAACUUGAAUCAAACAGGACUUUAUUAAUUUCCUUGGUUCUGUUUAAUUUCUUAAAGAUCACAGUCUUAAGCAUUCCGUUCUUAAAUAUUCCAGGAAUAUAGUCCAUGCCAGAAAGUUGCUGAUAGACAAAGAAUUGGAAAAACCAAAACACAAUAUCCUUAGGCUCCUCAGAUUUAGGAUAGGCUUUAGGCUAAGAUUUUAAAGAUAGGCUUUAAUAUGGCAGUGAGGUGCAUACACUUCACUAGUUUUUGUGUAGUAAAUUACUAAGGCCUCAGUCCUGCUCCCUAGGAGGUGCAAAGGCAGCAGCAGGACAACCUGCCUUGGGCAAGCAGGUGACAGCAGCAAAGGUAGAGGGGCAGCUUCCUGCCCUGCACAGAUCCUCUCCUGGCCAGGAGGAAGCCACUCUCUCAGUGAGCAGUGAACACUCCAGGAAAUGUCCCUCCUGCUUCAGGCAGGCACUCCAGGCCCUGCACAGGCUGUUCCAGUGCCCCUGCAUGGAGGAUGGCCACAGGGUGCUGGUUUUCCAGCCAUGCUUGCCUGUGCCUGCUCCACUUCAGGAGCAACACGGAUGCAGGCAUGCUAUCAGAGUUUUGAAACUCAAGGGCUUCGUGGUGUCUGGAAUUAUGAUCACUUUAAGUAAGGAAAUGUCACUUUUAGGUGAAGAAAAGAAACUUGGAUGCUAUAUUCUAUGCUGAACUAUAUUGGAAAUGUUACAAACCUUACAUUCUGUUCAUCAUCUCUGUAACGGCCAUGGUUUUAAAGGCUUGGGCUAUUUUAUAAUAUAUAUAAUAUAUAUAUUAUAUAUAUUAUAUAGUAUUUACUUAUUAUAUUCAGUUGGGAAAAAAUCCCAACAAAACUAGUAACAAGAGGGUUUUUCUUCACAAAUAGACAUGGACCCAGUUCAGCUAUGGAGAAGGUAUGGACUCCUAUGGCUGACAUUAUUUCCAUGAUCAUGAAAGACAGAACUUCCAACCUUUCUGCUUUCCCCCAUCCUCUACACAUUCCCUGGGACAGAUGAUAUUAACAGCCUCUGCUGUCUCUCUUGGGGCAUGCUGUUGACUUCUAAUACAGGCACAGCAUUCGUCUACUGGAUAUGAUUACAGGAAAGAGUUAAAUCUUCCAGGGCAGGAGCACCUUUGCAUUUCCUAGUUUUUGUACAAGAUCAUUGAUUUUCUGGGGGAAAAAAACAAAAAACACCUGAGCUCCUGUCCAUAGCAAUUGCCAUGUAAAUAAGUGUUUGUUGUCUGAUGCAGUUCUCCAGUCUAUGUUGUAAAGCUGUCAGAUGUGCAGACUUAAUUGCUGAUUGCUAGGGUGUUAAUUAAAAUUCUUGCUUGGGACAGCUCAAGUAUGACCUUUAUUAAAAUGUUUUUUAGAAGCUAUCCUAUUAGAUUUGACUUGACGGCAAGAAAAAAAUCCCCUCUUCCAGCACUUUUCUGUGAAAAGCCCCCUGUGGCAUUCCAAAAUAAUUUUUGUGAUGUUCACUUGGAAUAUGUUGUAUAAAUAUUCCACUCAUUUCUGAGAUUUUUUCUUGGUCUUGACAUUUCCAGUUAAAAAUAACACUGUUACUUCUUUCAUGUGAGGAUGCUGGAUUAACAGCAUGUUUACAGAGUUAUUUGUACAAAACAGUCUGGAAGUAACUGAGUUUAGUAAGAGAAAAUUCUACAGCUAAUAUAAAUUGUCAUGGUUCUGUUUAUAUCAACUUGUUUUUGUAUAAAUGGAAGAAUCACAUCUCUUGGAGAAAACUAAGCUUUCAAAUAUUUGUUUAUGCUGUUCAGCAACUUCUAAGAAUAUAUUAGAGCUUGCUUUAGGAAUUUUUCUCUGGUAAUACUUAGAGGCAAAGUAACCUUUAAAAUAUAGGUAAACUGGGAGGUUUUGAAGAUUUUUGUGAAGUCUUGUGAACUGGAGAACUCGGUGUCAUCUUUUUUUAGAUUUCUCUUACCUCAAUGGAUAUUUUGAGGCUCACUGCCCUUCCGGAGUUUUAUUCCUUAAUAAUCUUAGUAAAAAUUACUGUACCUGGAAAAAUAAUUUAAAUACAAUUGCUCUUCAAAUGUAAACAGUGAAAACUGGUGUUUUUUUAAUCCUAGAUUAAUUUUAUAUUGUCUUUAUCUAAUAAUUUUCUUUUUUCAACUGAUACUCGAGGUUGUUUAACUGUCUGACCUGAUCCUUGAGCUUUCUUGCAGCUGGCCUGAAAAUAAAAUGAAAAUUUAGACAAUGCAUGUUAACAAUUAGUGUAUUUUUUCUUUUAUUCACCAAUUAUUUUAAUUGCAG
Serinus canaria (Common canary) is the source of this 6007-nucleotide messenger RNA. RefSeq names its product transmembrane protein 144 (gene TMEM144). The record is from RefSeq and is a predicted model, not a curated record. Gene Ontology annotation, biological process: carbohydrate transmembrane transport. The transcript is spliced from 12 exons. NCBI's taxonomy places the organism in Eukaryota, Metazoa, Chordata, Aves, Passeriformes, Fringillidae. Bases 530 to 1744 code for a protein of 404 amino acids. Gene Ontology annotation, molecular function: carbohydrate transmembrane transporter activity. Gene Ontology annotation, cellular component: membrane.